Phaeodactylum tricornutum CCAP 1055/1 is the source of this 1807-nucleotide messenger RNA. RefSeq lists its product with no specific name. Gene Ontology annotation, molecular function: protein binding. The record is from RefSeq and is a predicted model, not a curated record. Bases 152 to 1807 code for a protein of 551 amino acids. NCBI's taxonomy places the organism in Eukaryota, Bacillariophyta, Bacillariophyceae, Surirellales, Neidiaceae. The transcript has a single exon.
UGCGCUUUCCUUGGACAAACGUAGGAGAUAUAUGUAUCGGUAGUCUCCUUUAUUUCUCAUAAACAAACAUCCUAUCGGUACCCGCAACACAGCAUUAGGAUCAUCGCGUUCCAUCCCGUCUCGUCUUCGCCCCCAAUUGUUGUACCGCCUCAUGACGUUGAUCGAGCUGGGUUCGCCUUCCGCCUUGCAGGAAUUCAUCGCGUCCCAUCGCAACGUGAUUGUUACCUUUUCCGCGCACUGGUGCGGCCCUUGUAAGUCUUCGCAUCCCGCCUUGCGAGACUUGGCGGACCAGGCCAAGGCGGACGUGAACAAAGAUGUCCGCAUGGGUAUCGUCUACGAGUCGGAUAUAUCCGACGCCAUUCACGACUACGCAGUGCGUGCCUUUCCCACGUACGUUUUGUUCCAGAAUCAACGCGAACUCGAGCGAGUGGAAGGAGUCAAUUUCGUGGCCAUUCAAGCCAUGAUUGAUCAACACUGCGUCACCGUGUUGAAAGGUGGCACAGCCUUGGGCAGUAGUAGUAGCGCUGCCGACGCCACCGCAUACACCCCACUCAGUCCGGCAGCCGCACGGGAAGCCCGGCUCGCCCGGUUGACACAAAAUCACCCCUCCGCACCUCAACCCGCACCCGCACUGUCGAUACCCGCGGCGCAUCGCAAACCGACGCCGACUCCAUCCACCGACAACGAAAACGCCCCGGACGAUGUUGAAAUGAUGGAUGCGGAUACCAACGCGAACACAAACACAAAUGACCCGACCGCCGAACUGGAUCCCAAUGUCCUCCGAACCUUGACCGACGAUAUGGGAUUCCCUCUCUUGCGGGCGCAAAAGGGAUUACUCUUUGGUAACGGUGCAACCGUCGAAGCCGCCGUGGAAUGGCUCACGCAACAUCAGGACGACGACGACAUUGACGAACCCAUUCCUGCCAACGCGGGAGCCGUCGCGCAGUCCUACAAAUGCAACGAGUGCGGCAAGAUUCUUUCCAACAUGGCCAAUUUGGAAUUGCACGCCAAUAAAACGGGUCAUUCCGACUUUGAAGAAUCCACCACUGCCGUCAAGCCCCUGACGGACGACGAAAAAAAGGCAAAAAUCGCCGAAAUCAAGGAACUCCUCCGUCUCAAACGCGCCGAACGCGAAGAAGCUGAAAAGGUAGAUCUCACGGAACGGGAAAAGCAACGCCGAAUGAUGGGCAAAGAAAUGUCCAAAACGCGGGAAGAAGUCGAAAAGGAACAGCGCAAGCGGGAAGCUUAUCUGCGCAAGAAAGAAAAAGACGACUUCAAAAGAGAGCGGGCGCGGAUUCGGGCCGAACUAGCCAAAGACAAAGCCGAACGGCAAAGUAACAAAGGCAAACUCAGCUCGAAACUGGGUAUUGACGGAUACAAUCCGGACGGUAUUCAGUACGACGUUCCGGGUCAGGCCGGCGGGGACGCCGCUAUGGACGACGAGCAGCAUCAACAUCACCAGCAGAAACGACUCAAGGCCAGUGCGGCCAAGAUUGACGAGUACAUUACCAAAGUUUCGGCGUACAAAGCGGGUGGGGACGGUGGUAAGUGUCUCAAAGUGCUCAAGAUCUACAUUGGCAACGUCGUGGACCACCCAGACGACCCGAAGUACCGGUCCAUCAAUACGGAUAACAAGGCUUUCAAAAUCAAAGUCAAACCGUUCAUUGGCGCUAAAGCUUUACUCCUGGCGGUAGGAUUUGCACCGAGCCAGAGCGAAACGGCGUUGGAACUAGGCGAAGGGGCCAAUCACGAAUUGUUGGUCAGUACCAAGGGAAAGUUGGAAUCCGCCAUUGCGGCGUACGGAUAG